Penicillium lagena is the source of this 1479-nucleotide messenger RNA. RefSeq lists its product as uncharacterized. Gene Ontology annotation, cellular component: membrane. Gene Ontology annotation, molecular function: carbohydrate:proton symporter activity. The transcript is spliced from 12 exons. Gene Ontology annotation, biological process: carbohydrate transport; transmembrane transport. The record is from RefSeq and is a predicted model, not a curated record. The coding region runs from base 1 to 1479 and encodes 492 amino acids. NCBI's taxonomy places the organism in Eukaryota, Fungi, Ascomycota, Eurotiomycetes, Eurotiales, Aspergillaceae.
AUGGCGCUGUGGUAUGCGCUAGGAAUUGCUUUCUUUGCCGCUAUCGGCACGUUUCUAUUUGGCUUCGAUACAGGUAUCGCGACAACAACUAUCGCUCAUCAAAGCUGGAUCGACUAUAUGGGCCAUCCCUCGGAAGGACUAACGGGUGCUGUUGUUUCCGUCUAUAUUGCCGGCGAGGCAGUCGGCGCUCUCACCCAGACCUUCAUCGGCGACAGGCUCGGACGAGUGCGAUUCAUGCAGCUGAUGUGUGUGGUCGUGACAAUCGGCACUGUGAUCCAGACCGCGGCAGUGAAUAUUGGAAUGUUCCUCGCAGGCCGAGUGUUGGCCGGCUAUUCUGUAGGUGGAAUGGUCGCAACAGUCCCCAUCUAUCUCAGCGAAAUCUCCGACCCCCGCUACCGCGGCCUGAUCGGCGGUAUCUCGGGCUGCGGCAUCGCCUUCGGGACCAUGAUGUCCAACUGGGUCGGAUACGCCUGCAGCUAUGCGCCCUACGGACCAGUACAAUGGCGGCUCCCGCUGGGGAUCCAGAUUCCCUGGGGUAUUGUAAUGUUCAUCGGACUGGCGACAUUCAUGCCCAACUCGCCACGCCAGUUGAUUCGUAGCGGCAAGAAUGAGCUUGCGCGCAGCGAGUUUGCAAGGAUUCGGCGCGGGAUCGAGUCAAAUGAACUCCAGGAGGAGUUUGCGCUCAUGAAGGCACAGAUUGACUAUGAGAUGGAGAGGGAGCUUACUUCGUAUCGGGAGAUCUUUCAGACGUAUAGGCAUCGGGUGCUUGCGUCGAUUGCUGUACAGACCAUGACGGCUUUAACGGGCGUCAAUGUCAUUCAGUACUAUCAAACUAUACUCUACGAAUCACUCGGCAUCGGCUCCCACACCAUCCUAGCUCUGGCAGCCGUCUACGGUACCAUAGCCUUCGUCUUCAACUCCAUCACCACGAUGUUCCUGACUGAUCAGUGGGGCCGUCGAAAAAUGCUUAUUUCCGGACUGGGGGCAAUUGUACUCGUCGAGAUCUACGCAGCCGUCAUGCAGAGAGAAUUCCAAUAUACCAACAACCGAGUCGGAAAGGGAUUUGCCAUCCUGGGGAUUUACUUAUUUGACGUUGCUUACUAUGGCCUCCUCAAUAGCACGACAUGGCUGUACGGUGCGGAAGUCUUGCCUAUUGCAUUGCGCAGCAAGGUGAUGGGUCUGGCGGCUGCAUCGCACUUUAUCGUUAAUGUCGCAAUCACCGAAGCCGGUCCCAGCGCAUUUGCCAAUAUCAAGGAGAAUUACUACUACGUAUUCGUGGCAUGUACGGUCUUCUUUUUCGUCGUGGCAUACUUGUGGUUCCCGGAAACGAAGCAUAAGACUCUCGAAGAAAUUGCGGCCGCUUUUGGCGACAGGGUGGUACUCGCGGACGAUGUCUCGAAGGGUCCUAUGGCCAAGGAUGAAGCGAGCGCAGACCAUGUGGAAAGCUCAGAGCCUCGGGCGGAGGUUAUUGAUGCCUGA